AUGGGUUUUUGGGCGGAUGUGCGCGAUCGAAUCAAGAGUUGGCAGAUCACCGUGGAGCCGUUGAUGUUCGUUCUGGCGGCAUGCAACACGGCCGUGUAAGUAUUUGUUUUGAUCAAAGAAGCAAAAACAACUGUUCAAGGAUUGGUGACAAAAAAGUAGGACAGUAGUCUAUUUCAGUGGAAUUGUGUCCCCGGCAUUGAAAGAAGGUAAAAUGAAAAGAGUAUAUCCGGCACCUCCAGACAUCCACGGAAAGGACUUGGAUAAAUAUUAUAACAAAAAGAUGGUGAUGUGGGACAAUUAUUACGAAUACAUCAAUCUACCAAUCGCCUGCGUUUUUGGAAUUAUUUAUGGUGGGAAUCACCCUUGCGCUGACUUUUUUCCAUCUUGUUUUGCAGGUGGAUAUAGUGAUCAUCGAGGAAGGAAAUAUCCAAUGCUCAUUGGAAUUCUGAGUGUUUUAGUGUCAAAUGCUAGUGAGGAGACCAAAAAACCACUUGCCACACGGAACUAUUUUCAGUGAACCUUCUGAUAUGGGAUGCGUCAACCGAUUGGUCAUUGGCAUGGACAUAUCCGACGGCUGCAGUGACUGGACUUCUCGGAGACUUCCUGCUCACGAUGAGUUGUAUUAACGCAUACAUUGCAGACGAAUUUCCCGACAAAAUCACAGUAUUUUCAUGAGUUUUAUCUUUGCGAUCAAUUCAAGGAUUUCAGCUCUCCUAUCGAAUGGUUGUUGUGUCGAUUGUUUUCAGUUUGGGGUCGUUUGUGGCGUCUCGUUUUGUAAAGGAUUUGGUUGAAUGGACCUCCAAACCGACGGUCAUGAUGAUUGCAGAAGGUUUCGUUCAAUUGUUUGAUUCCACGAUAACAUUUUAUUAUUUCAGGGUGCUAUUUGCUCACUUUCCUAGUGUCGAUGUUUGUUUUGGAGCAAAAAGUGCCAAAGCCAAAGCACGGGCUGCUGAAAGAAGACGAAACGCUGGAAAAUGUGGAAAACGUUGAGAAUCAGAGCCUUGCAGCGGUUCCUGUAGAAGUAAAGAAAGAGUAAGUGUUUUUUAUCUCUCAAAUAUCAAGAAUUACUUUCAUUUUUCAGAUCUGUCAUGGAAAUCAUUAAAAUCUCAUUCGUUUCUCUGUACGACGCGGCUAAAAUCUUCCUGCUCCCCCGCGAAGGACAUCGUCGAUUGUUCCUAUAUCUUUGCUUCACUGCCAAUUUCCUCGACCAAUUUGUAUGGGGAGAAGAGAAAGGUACAAAUGAAAGGGAUUAGCAAUGGAAUUUGUGGGAUGCGAAUGUAGCGAGGAUAAAAUUCCGAACUGAUGCGUCACGCCAAUCACGUUUUGUGUGAUCUCAAAGUUGAACCCUCACAACCUGAACCCCUAGAAAGAAGACGUUGUUCGCAAACUCGCGUAGGCAUUCUAUUUUGAUCUCGAUUCGAAACUCUUAUUGGUCGGUGACAUUCGCCAGUACGUCUCCAAACGAAGUUAAUUUCGACGUUGUUUGCUUCAAACGCAUGCUCCAACCGCUUCGAAAAUUAGCACAGGCCCACGCGGACUACAGACGUCAUUCGGUUGACGAAAUUAGAAAAAAUGUCUUGGAAACAUAGAAGAACUAUUUCAGGACUGCUGGGCACAUACGUCAGACUUCCGCCGUUCAAGUGGGACACCCCGACAUACGCCGAUUACAAAUCAUGGAGGCCGAUCGUUCGUUAGUUGCCAUGCGAACUUCUAGAAUAUACCCUCUAAAUGUUUCCAGAAAUUGUCGGGAUGGCCGUGGGAAUGCUAUUUUUUAAGCGAAUCUGUCAUUUCCGGGACACUUUCAUCAUUUGUCUCGCCAUUCUAAGCAUGGCCGGCUGCGUACUCAUGAUUGGAUUGGCUCAGGUAACGUGACCAGUCUUUGGUCCAUUUGAUAUCACACGCCUAAUCCGUGAUUGGAUUAUCGCGUAGUAGAAACAUCACAGCCGAAUUUGCUGACGGAAACGCAUAGAAAUGAAUCUGUUUCUAGGCGUCGUGGAUGAUAUUUGCCAGUUUAGCCCCAGGAAGUUUGCACGGGCUCCUCAAUCCAAUGUCAUACACAUUCAUGGCUUGCAUCGUGGAACCGGAUGAGGUGCGGGGAAAUGGGUCCCGAAUCAGUUAAGACCACCGAUCUAUUUCCAGAUCGGAAAGGCGUAUGCGAUUAGCUCUGUUGCUCAAAAGUUCGCCGGAAUUGCGCAGAGUUUGGUCCUUCAAAACAUAUACAUAGCGACCGUAGAUUGGUAUCAGGUGAAUGGAUUCUCAGACGCUCAUUGCUCAUCAGUCACUCGUUUUGCAGGGUUUCGUUUGGCUUCUCAUGGCUGCCAUUAGCUUCGUUGCCGUGGGAAUAUAUCUCGUCGUUCACGUCAUGGCGAAGAAGGAGAACGUUGGCUCUUAA
This is a messenger RNA of Caenorhabditis sp. 36 PRJEB53466, 2392 nucleotides long. The record is from the annotation of a GenBank genome assembly. NCBI's taxonomy places the organism in Eukaryota, Metazoa, Nematoda, Chromadorea, Rhabditida, Rhabditidae.